AGUGGCUUCCGGUAGUAUCACUUCCUGCACAAUUUAUUGUGUUGUAAAUGGAAUUUCAAAUGGAUAAAACUGAUAUUUUGCCCUUCAGUAUUAACUCAAUAAUCCAUAAUGGCAAAUGUUUUACAACAUUUUUGCAAAUAAAUCAAAAACUGUGCAGCACCACGAUACUGAAUGGCGCCAUUUUGUUCUAGCAAGCAAGUUAGAUAGAUAGCUAACUGUAUGAUAGCGGUGUCAAAAAGUUCUCCCAAUUCCAAACUUACACUUUGACGGGUGGUUCACGUGAGUAUUCAUUUUUCCUACAGCACCGGAACGCAGCAGUCGUCCACCUCCGGAUAAAAUUACGUAUCUGAUGACGUGGUGUACGAGCCGAACCGGAAAGCUGUCGGAUUUCUUCGGUCAUUUCCUCUUCUUCGGCUCGCCGUCGUGUUUUUAAAAAAAAAUCCUCUCCGUGAAGUCCAAGGACCUAUUAUCUCUCCCGUCGAAGCAACAACACAUUUCACCGGCGGAGUUUAACCGUAACGGCGGAGGAGAGGCUCCGUCAGGCAGAAGAAAAGGAUCGUCAUCAGACUGCAGGCGCCAUGAGGUGACGACUGUGACUUGUCUUCUGCCGAGGUGGACUUAUGGCAAGGAUCACUUUCUCCUGCCUGCCGGCCUCUUGGUACUGCAGCGUGUCCCUGCUGUCUCUGGGCUGCGCUCCCAGACAGAGGCUGCUGCUGCUGCUGCUGCUCCUCAUCACCUCCACUCUCCUCUUCCUGGGGACCUACCAGAGGCAGCUGUGGGGCCCCCAGCGAAGGCCCGGGUCCCGAGUCAACAAGUACCUCUCCGUCGCUGAGUCUAUGGAGGCCACCGACGUCCUCAACCCCGCUCUGAACUAUGGGAUUGUGGUGGACUGCGGCAGCAGCGGCUCUCGGGUCUUCGUGUACUACUGGCCUCCCCAUAACGGGAACCCCCACACCCUGCUGGACAUCCGACAGAUGAGGGACCACGACCACAAACCUGUCGUCAAGAAGAUCAAACCUGGUAUCUCCACUCUGGCGAAGACGCCGACGCGGGCCAGUGACUACCUCCACCCUCUCCUCAGCUUCGCCGCCGCUCACGUCCCGAAGAGCAAACACAAGGAGACGCCGCUCUACAUCCUCUGCACCGCCGGCAUGAGGCUGCUGCCGGAGAGCCAACAGGCGGCCAUCUUGGAGGACCUGGUCACUGAUGUUCCCCUGGAGUUUGAUUUCCUGUUCUCUAGUUCACAUGCCGAGGUCAUCUCAGGGAAACAGGAGGGAGUGUACGCAUGGAUCGGCAUUAACUUUGUGUUGGGCCGCUUCGAUCACGCUGACGAGGAGGACGCCACGGUCGAGGUGACAACCGGGUCUCAGAACCAGCGGCCAAUCAGCAGGCGGCGUACAGUGGGAAUCAUGGAUAUGGGCGGAGCUUCACUGCAGAUUGCCUACGAGGUGCCCAGUGCCAUCACCUUCAACUCACCGGAGGAGGAGGAGGCAGGGAAGAGUGUUCUCGCAGAGUUUAAUCUGGGCUGCGACGUCGAGCACACGCAACACGUGUACCGAGUCUACGUCACCACAUUCCUCGGCUUCGGAGGAAACAUGGCCAGGCAGCGUUACGAGGACCAGCUGGUCAACAAGACAUUCGCCAAGAACAGGUUUCUAACCGCACAGACGGGCCUGAGCGAGGAGAAACCAUACCUGGACCCGUGUCUGCCCGUCGGUCUGUCUGAGUCGGUUGUCAGGGGCAACCACACCUUGCACCUGCGGGGUCAGGGUGACUGGGCUCGAUGUCAGGAAGCUGUGCAGCCCUUCCUCGGCCUCCACAACGGCACCAUGUCUCCAGGGGGCAUUUAUCAGGCUCCCAUCAACUUCAGCAACAGCGAGUUCUACGGCUUCUCAGAGUUUUAUUACUGUAUGGAGGACGUGCUGAGGAUCGGAGGGCAGUACGACAGUGACAAAUAUUCCCGAGCUGCUAAGGACUACUGCUCCACCAAGUGGUCGACACUGAAACAGCGUCUGGACGACCAGCUUUUCGCUCAGCAGGCCGACAUCAGCAGACUCAAGUAUCAGUGCUUCAAGUCGGCCUGGAUGUACGAGGUGCUGCACUCUGGCUUCCGUUUCCCCACCGACUACCCGAGUCUGAAAACAGCCCAGCUGGUUUAUGACAAGGAGGUCCAGUGGACUCUGGGAGCCAUCCUUUUCAAAACCCGCUUCCUGCCUCUCAGGGACCUGCAGCAGGAAACGUUGCGGCAGAGCCACCCCAGCUGGCUGCGCUCCUCCUUCGUCUACAACCACCACCUGUUCUCGCUCUGCAUCCUGGUGGUGGUGCUGGCCAUCCUGCUCUACAUCCUGCGCCUGCGGAGGAUCCACCAGCGGGAGCAGCGGCAGGCCGAGGCCCUGAACCUCCUCUGGGCCGAGGAGGGAGAGGCGCUCCUCCCCUGAGGCUCCAGACCCAAAAACCUGCAGGAUGUUUUUUCACCACGUGACGUGUUUGACUUACUGUAACAGGAAGAAGUGAAGUGAAGUUUUUAUUGCAUGGAAAAAACAUGACAGAGACAGUUUAAUGAGCCUGGAAAUCAAACUCUGUUCACUCUUUGAUCAUGCGGCUUUAAACUCGGAGCUCGUCUGAGACUGGAAAGAUCCUCUCCGGGUUCACUUUCUUCUCUUCAAGACAAUUUUUGGAUGAAAAGAAUCAGGUCCGCAUCACAGAUCAAAUGCUGCUGGCUCCUUUUAAGGUCUGGUUUCCAGUUUCAUGUCGGUCUGAACCUGGAUUCAGUGUCAUGGUAACGUCAUUACUGCUGAGCAGGAAGGCAGCAAGGACUGAGGGUGAGUCAGCAUCCGUCCAGGUAAAGUUACCUGAAGGUUCAUAGGAGAGAAAAAAGCAAAUCACCCACAUGUGAUUCAGAUUUUCACAAUACGUGAUUUAAAACACAGCUGCAGUGUGAGGUCACGGCUAAUGAAGCUUUAGUGUCAUAUGAGAUUCUUCCUCAUGUAUGUGGCUCUGCUGACGUGACGCUUGAUGCAGAGCUCACAAAGAUACGCAGCUUUGAACAAAUCAAAAUUCAUAUCCAGGUAAAUGCUAAUACAUGUGGAGGCCGCCGAGGUGGAGGGAGUUAAACUUCUGGAAGCAGCCGGCGGCGGCGGCGGUUUAUGUGAAACACUUAGUAUGAGACAGAGGUCAAGGACAUGAUGUAUGGCACAUGUGACUGUAAAGCAACUUCCAUGCCUCGUUUACAGAGAGGCUUCUCUACCAGAGCCAAGUUCCAUAUGUCACAGCUUUCAUAAAGGCUCUUUACAGAUCAGACACUGGCUCCGGUGUCACAUGAACGCAGCUUUACGCAACACGUGAAAUAUUAGAAGGCUCAUGCUAGCAUGUUAGCUUGUAAUGGGUAACUCUUCGCAUUCCACCAUGCUAAUGUUAGCAUUCACAUGACACCAUCAGACCAUCCACUCUGGCGCCACGCCGACGCUAAACUCAACAGUUUUACCCCACUAAUGGAAAAAAUGUCAGUGUAAUGUGUAUGUGUGUGUGUAUAUAUAUAUAUAUAUAUAUACACACACAUCUGACUUCAUCAUCUGCGUCCAGACUCUGUCUUUAACAAACACACGUGACUCUGUCUGAUCUUGGGGACAAGAAACAGAUUUGGAAGCACAAAGGUGAAGAAGCUGCAACAGUUAAAACGUUCACACCCCCAAAUACUGAUUAAGCUUCGGUCUUCAGUGUGAGGUGAUAUCACAGCGUGUGUGCGGCACAACGUCUCCACCAUCACAGAUCGCGUUUCGUUUGCACCCGCUCUCCGGUUUCCUCGAAAGCCGUCCUGCGGGCCGAUGAUGUCAGCGGCACAGCUCUGGCCUCAGAUUGUGCUUUGAUACUUGAAUGCCACUGUUGUCCUGCCAAGACCCCCGUCCAGCCCAGAUUUUUAUCAGAGCAAAGACAGAGCCAGGAGGCGUUUUAGCCGCAAUAAGCUGAGAGAUCUGCUCAGCGUUUUGGACGGAGGCGCUGAAAACAGGCGCAGACCCCGGAGGCCUGAUUUAAACAGAUCUAAACGCAGAAAACUCCACAAACAGGGACAGAGCUCGUCUGAUCCCAGGGGCCAAGAUGGACGCUGACACAAAAAAAAUCUCAGCAUGUGUUGAACAUGUAAUGUGGGUUUCAAAAUGAACUCCUUUAAAGCCAUUGUUAAGAAGAAAAGAGAAGCCUCACCCAGGGAUAAAAAAAAAGGGUCCAUUUUAUUGCGUUGUUUCGUCUUCUGUAUUUCAGAGCUGUAAAUGAAGCUCGUGUUUGUUCAGUGAGUCUUGGCAUCGUGUUUUGUGCUGACAGACUGAUACAGCUGUGCAACAACUGUGACGAUGCAAAUCUGUGUCCGAGUAGCACCUGCUGAAACUUCCUGAGAAGUUAAAUAAUGUGUCGAUCCCACAGUGGGAGUUUUUUUAAAUUUUUUUAGACCAUGAUUCGUGGUUAAUUUUGUUGCUUUUAGUCAGACGUGGGACGUGAUUCAUCACAUGAAAUGAUGAUGAUGAUGAUGAUUCUUGUUGUAAAAAGAAAAAGCUUUCUGUCUGUGUGAAUGUUUUCAAAUGUGAUUCCACUUGAGCUAAAUAUGUUCUGUACACACUUCCUUUCUCUUCGCCCUGACACAGAUGAGUUCUGACGCGACCUUGUCAAACUGUCAGCGCGAGUUUGUAACCUCCGUCUUCAUCUGCGCUUCAGUCGCACUUUCUCCCACUCGCGACUCCCGAACCAGUAAACCUCCGACACAGCAGCCAAAAAGUCUGAAACCUGAGCUCUGACAGAGUCGGUUCUGCCCUUCACUCCUGAUGUGUCUCAUUUACCUCGCCAUUGUCAAACUGAAUCAGAAACUUAAGACCUCGUCCUGAUUCAUCCUGAUGUGGACUGUAGGAUUUCUGCUGCUCCUCUGUUUUCACUCCUGACAAGGGAACAAUCGCUGAGUGUCGUCUGUCCAGCGCUGGGCGUCGUGCAAUGUUGAACUGUGAUUCACUGACGGGAACACUUGACUUUGAUGUUUGUAAUUAAGGUACCUUUUAACAUCAAUGUGAAUAGAAACAAUUCCAAUCCAAUAAAGGAUCGUUUUUGUAAGAAA
Messenger RNA from Seriola aureovittata, 5095 nucleotides. RefSeq names its product ectonucleoside triphosphate diphosphohydrolase 7-like. Lineage: Eukaryota; Metazoa; Chordata; Actinopteri; Carangiformes; Carangidae. Gene Ontology annotation, cellular component: membrane. Gene Ontology annotation, biological process: nucleoside diphosphate catabolic process. The transcript is spliced from 14 exons. The coding region runs from base 621 to 2438 and encodes 605 amino acids. The record is from RefSeq and is a predicted model, not a curated record. Gene Ontology annotation, molecular function: nucleoside diphosphate phosphatase activity.